This is a messenger RNA of Colletotrichum lupini, 231 nucleotides long. RefSeq lists its product as uncharacterized. NCBI's taxonomy places the organism in Eukaryota, Fungi, Ascomycota, Sordariomycetes, Glomerellales, Glomerellaceae. Bases 1 to 231 code for a protein of 76 amino acids. The record is from RefSeq and is a predicted model, not a curated record. The transcript has a single exon.
AUGAGGAAGAAGGAGAAGAAGAAGAAGAAGAAGAGGGACGCCGAAGCGUACGGGCGAAGACUGGACGAGAGCAAGACACACGCCGUUGGUCGGACCACGGCCAGGACCGAGAGUCCCCUAGGCAAGACAAGCCUCAAGACCGCAAGAGGAGAGGUGGACGAGAGUGGUCACUUGAUCACAGAGGAGAGACAUCAAGGCGACACUACUGGCUACUCGAGGAUUCGACAGUGA